This is a messenger RNA of Ricinus communis (castor bean), 2212 nucleotides long. RefSeq names its product scarecrow-like protein 14. Gene Ontology annotation, molecular function: DNA-binding transcription factor activity; sequence-specific DNA binding. The transcript has a single exon. Gene Ontology annotation, biological process: regulation of DNA-templated transcription. The record is from RefSeq and is a predicted model, not a curated record. Gene Ontology annotation, cellular component: nucleus. NCBI's taxonomy places the organism in Eukaryota, Viridiplantae, Streptophyta, Magnoliopsida, Malpighiales, Euphorbiaceae. Bases 163 to 2151 code for a protein of 662 amino acids.
UUCUAAAAACCAUUCUUCUGUUGAUAUCUGCAAGAAUGUUCUUGCUUCCUGUUUCUUGAAAUUCCCACUUCUACACUUCAGUCUUUUCUUUUUCCUGCUUUAAAGAUCUUAGUCCAUCACUAUCAUAUAUAUAAAUAUACUGAGAAAUCUCCUACUUCAAUAAUGGGAAGCAAGUUUGAGUUCAGAUCAUUUCAAGUCAGUUCAAAUCAUAUUAAUCCUGAUGAUGGGUUUGGCUUCAAUCUUGAAUCUGUCAACUCUGCAUCUCUUACUACCAAUCUGCAGCCUUUUAGAUCGAGUACUCGAUCUUUUGAAUUGAGUUCAUAUGGUGAUUCUGCAUACAAUAGUGAAACUAGUAAUUUCUCCCAGGCUGUUUUGAAGUAUAUAAGUGAUAUGUUAAUGGAAGAAGACUUGGAAGAUAAACCUUGUAUGUUGCAGGAUUGUUUAGCUCUUCAAGCUGCUGAGAAAUCCUUGUAUGAUGUUCUUGGCGAAAAGUAUCCACCUAUUUGUGAUCAAUCCCCUUCUUCUAUUGAUCAAAACAACGAGAACCCAGAUGAUUAUUUUGCUACAGCUAGCGGUGUUGGUAGCUGCAAUAGCUACCCUUCUGCUGAUAACUUAGCUGAGCUCAAUUGGAAUUUUGAUCAAGGGAAGUUCGAGUCUGCUAAUAUUCUUAACAGGGUCACAGGGAAUGUUAACAAGCUUCCAGAUUCGGCACCACAGAAGAGUGGAAGGAGCUUUUUGUCGAACCUGUCAAGGGGAAGGAAGAAUCAGCAGCAUGAAAAUGGUAGUUACUUGGAGGAAGAAGGAAGAAGCAAGAAGCAUUCAGCGGUGAUCUAUACUGGAGUGUCGGAUCAGUUGGAGAUAUUCGAUAAUUCGUUUCUGCAUAAGGUUGAGAACAAUGAGUCCUUACCAUGUCCUCUAUUUGAUGCAUCACGAAAUGAAGAAAGCAAGAAAUUGCAGCAGAACGAGCAGUCACCCAACAACACACGUAUGAGGAGACACGCUAAGGAUAAAAAGAUGUUUGAUUUAUCUACACUCCUGAUUCAAUGUGCACAAGCUACAGGAACUGGCGACCAGAGGACUGCAUACCAGCAACUGAAGCUGAUUAGGCUGCACGCUUCGCCUUAUGGGGAUGCAAAUCAAAGAUUAGCUCAUUACUUUGCUAAUGCACUUGAGGCACGCUUGGCUGGCAGUGGGAAAUUGAUGCCUACUCUCUUUAUAGGACCUUCAACUAAUACUGCAGAUAUCCUGAAAGCUUAUCAGCUUUAUGUUUCAGUAUGUCCUUUCAGGAAGAUGUCAAAUUUCUUCACAAACAGGACGAUCACGAAAGCAGUAGAGAAGGCAACAAGGCUGCACAUCAUUGAUUUUGGCAUUUCCUAUGGAUUUCAAUGGCCUUGUUUCAUCUACCACCUGUCAACAAGACCUGGUGGACCUCCAAAGGUUCGCAUUACAGGAAUUGACUAUCCUCAACCUGGUUUUCGGCCUGGAGAAAGGGUCGAAGAGACAGGCCGAAGGUUAAAAAGAUUGGCUGAUAAGCUGAAUGUGCCAUUUGAGUACAAUGCUAUAGCGCAGAAAUGGGAAACUAUUCAAGGCGAAGAUCUCCAGAUUGACAAGGAUGAAGUAGUUGCUGUUUGCUGCAUGAACAGGUUAAAGAACUUGCCAGACGACACGAUUGUGCUUGACAGUCCAAGAGAUGCUGUUCUGAGAUUGAUCAAGAGUAUAAAUCCUGUUAUUUUCUUGCACGGAGUUGUUAAUGGCUCCUACAAUGCUCCAUUCUUUGCCACAAGAUUCAGGGAGGCGCUCUUCCAUUUCUCUUCACUGUUCGACAUGUUUGAGGCUAUAGCAACUCGUGAAGAUCAAGAAAGGUUGGUGUUCGAGAGAGAAUUGAUUGGAAAAGAUGUAAUGAAUGUUGUAGCAUGUGAAGGUUCAGAAAGGUUUGAAAGGCCUGAAACAUAUAAGCAAUGGCAGAUCAGGAAUUCUAGGAUCGGAUUCAGGCAGCUACCACUGCAUCAGGACAUAGUGAAAAGGGUUAGGAACAUUAAGAAUGAUUAUCAUAAGGAUUUCGCUGUUGAUGAAGAUGGUCAUUGGAUGCUGAUGGGAUGGAAAGGAAGAAUAAUUCAUGCCAUUUCAGCUUGGAAACCUAUCGAGGAGUGACAUGUACACUAGCUAUAUAUAUUUAUCCCAAAUCAUAAGCUAAUUAGAAUUUUUGGACUUA